Molecule: messenger RNA, 2345 nt
Organism: Uranotaenia lowii
Lineage: Eukaryota; Metazoa; Arthropoda; Insecta; Diptera; Culicidae
Product: calpain-7-like
Exons: 5
Coding region: 62-2236 (724 amino acids)
Biological process (GO): proteolysis
Molecular function (GO): calcium-dependent cysteine-type endopeptidase activity
Source: RefSeq, a predicted model, not a curated record
AUUCGCAAAAUAUUUUCAGGUGAGUCAUGUUUGUUGACCAAUUUUCGGGGCAUCGACCAGAAUGUCCAUCGAAUCCCAGUGCCGCACAAUCCUGUCCCAGGCCCUUGAUGCUGACGAGGCUGGCCAGAAGGAACUAGCCAUCGAGCUGUAUGGUCGGGCAGUGGAAAAAAUCCUUCGAAUUGAGGACGGCGAGAAACGGGAGAAGCUCAGUCGGUUUGCAAAACAGGCGCUCGAUAGGGCUGAGGAACUGAAAGGAAUCCGCUAUGUUCCGGCUGCUGUAGCAUCGGGGGCACAUCUUCAAGCUUCCGCUCCUGGUUCACAUCCGUCUCGCAGUAACACUUCCCUUGUAAGUCCGGUUCACAGUCCAAGGCUGGAAGUAAGUGGAUCCAAAAAUGCUUACACAAUCGAAGAGAAGAAAGUGCUGGAGUACACUUCCCAUAUCAAUGCCAAAGUGUACGUUCCAUUUAUGGAUAUCGAUCUGAUGGAGAAGUUCCAUUUUCCGAUUCCCUUCAGCGAUAAAGAUGGGCCACUGGAACUGGCUCCCAAACAGAAGCGGGACUUUGUUCAAUGGGUUCGAGUGAGCGAACUUUCCGAACAUCCGCAGCUAAUAGCUGGAGACCAUGCCGACUUCUACAGCAUCCGACAGACCGUCGUUUCGGAUUGCAGUUUUGUUGCAUCGCUAGCUGUCGCCUCACUGUAUGAGAAACAGUUCAAAAGACGUAUCUUGACAUCAAUCAUCUAUCCGAGAAACAGCCGGGAUGAACCGAUUUAUAACCCCAGCGGAAAAUAUUCGAUCCGAAUGCAUGUUAAUGGUAUCCCAAGAAAAGUGGUUAUCGACGAUUAUCUACCUCUUGGAAAAUACAAUCAGUUGUUAUGCUCAUACUCGAGUAACAAAAACGAAUUUUGGGUGUCUUUACUGGAGAAGGCUUACAUGAAACUUAUGGGAGGAUACGAUUUUCCUGGAUCAAACAGUAAUAUAGAUUUGCACGCCCUUACGGGUUGGAUUCCGGAACGUGCGGCAAUUCGAACCAAAGAAACUGACUUCAAUGCCAACGCCGUAUUUGAUAGACUGAAGGAGGGUUUGGCCGCAGGGCGCUGCCUAGUCACGGUAGCUACCGGUGAACUAACGGACGCGGAAGCAGAACGGACGGGAUUGGUCUCGACGCAUGCCUACGCUGUGCUGAACAUGCGGGAAGUUAACGGUGUAAAGUUGCUACAGCUAAAGAAUCCCUGGUCCCAUCUGAGAUGGCGCGGCAACUAUUCAGAGUUGGACAUAGCCCAUUGGACACCGGAAAUGCAACAGCUACUCGAUUAUGAUCCCAAAUUGGCGGCAAACUACGACAACGGAGUGUUUUGGAUCGAUUACCAUUCCAUUUUGAACUUCUUCGACGUGUUCUACCUCAACUGGGAUCCGGCACUUUUCCAGUAUACUUACUGCAUCCAUCAAUCUUGGAGCGCCGGCGUUGGACCGACAAAGGAUGCUUACAAUGUGGGAGACAAUCCACAGUUCAGCUUGACCGUUCCGGCAGGAAGAGGUUCAGUGUGGAUUUUACUCACCAGACACAUCACAACGAUCGAAGAUUUCAGAGAAAAUCGCGAGUACAUUACGGUAUUGGUUUACAAAAACAACGGAAAACGGGUUUACUAUCCUUCCGAUCCAGCACCGUACAUCGAUGGCGUUCGAAUAAACAGUCCACAUUACCUCUGUAAAAUUCGACUGGACCCAAGUGCCGUGAGGAAGUAUACUCUUGUGAUAUCGCAGUACGAGAAGACUGCUACCAUUUACUAUUCGCUGCGAGCCUAUUGUCGUGAUAAGUUUGAGCUGAAGAAAAUUGAUAGUAAUUUUCAAACUGUGGAAAACAUUAACGGUGAAUGGAAGGGCCGAACUGCCGGUGGUUGUCCCAAUCACCCGGCAACGUACAAAAAUAAUCCAUUCUACCGGCUGCAUAUUGGACCCAAAGAUAGCAGCCAACUGGUGGUGGAACUGCGGGGACCAAAAGUCUAUCAGGUGGGUCUAGAGCUGACGGUGGUGUCACUGGAGGACCCGGAAAUUACCGCGCCAUUUAUUUCGCAAUCGACCGGUAACUACCGGUCCGGCUUUUGUGUGCUCGAUUUGGAAAAUAUUCCAGCCGGGGUGUACCAUUUGCGUCCGUCCACAUUCCUGCCGGAGCAGGAAUCUCCCUUCUUUCUUAAGAUAAAGUCUACAACGAACGUGGUAAUCGAGCAGAUUAAUUAGGCUUGUUAAAUAAGGUUCGACGUUUUUUUUUAUCGAUAACAAGUGAAAAGUGAUCGUUACUUUUUAUUGUCAUGUUAUGUUGCAUAAUGUUAAAAAUAUAAGGUUUUUA